This is a messenger RNA of Linum tenue, 1410 nucleotides long. Lineage: Eukaryota; Viridiplantae; Streptophyta; Magnoliopsida; Malpighiales; Linaceae. The record is from the annotation of a GenBank genome assembly.
CAAAAAUCAAACAAGGCAAUCCACGUCAGAUACUACACCAUCCCCAUAAAUAAAUAAAUAAAAUCCUCCCCUCUCCUCCCCUUCACCACAAUAGAGACCCAGAGGGAGAAAGAGAGAGAGGAAGGAAGGCAACAGUUUGGCCAUUGUUGGAGCUCUGCUUUGUUCUCUGAAAUCAUCACAGAAAUAAUGGGUGAAGAAAAGAAGGAGGAAGAGAAGAAAGGAGAAGAGGAAGGGAAGAAGAAGGAAGAGGAGAAGAAGAAAGAUGGAGGAGGAGAAGAGAAGAAAGAAGAGGAACCACCUCAGCCUCCACCUGAGAUUGUGCUCAAAGUCUAUAUGCAUUGUGAAGCUUGUGCUAGGAAGGUCGCUAGAGCCCUCAAAGGCUUUCAAGGAGUGGAGGAAGUGAGCGCAGAUAGCAAGACAAGCAGAGUGGUGGUGAAAGGGAAAACAGCAGACCCAUUGAAGGUGUGGGAAAGGCUUCAGAAGAAGAGUGGGAGGAAAGUUGAGUUAAUCUCUCCUUUGCCUAAACCACCUGAGGAAAAACCCAAAGAGGAAGAAGAACCUCCCAAAGAAGAUCCACCCAAAGAACCCGAGAAAAAGGAUGAGGUAAAUUAUGAUUCAAUCAAUAACGAAUUAUUCCCUCCCCCAGUAAUAACAGUUGUGCUGAACAUAAGGAUGCAUUGUGAAGCUUGUGCUCUAGGCUUGCAAAAGAGAAUCCGGAAGAUAUCAGGAGUGGAAUCAGUGGAGACAGACAUAGUAAACGGGACAGUGACAGUGAAAGGGGUGGUGGAGCCAGGGAAGCUGGCAGAGGAUGUGUACAAGAAGACCAGAAAACAGGUUUCCAUAGUAAUCAAGGAGGAAGAGAAGAAGGAAGCAGAAGAGAAGAAAGAAAAGGAGGAUGACAAAAAGAAGGAAGAUGAAGAGAAGAAGACAACAGAAGGUGAGCAGCAGCAGAAAGAAGAAGAAGGGAAGUCCUUAACGGAGGAGGAAAUGUUGAAGAGUGGGAUCAAGAGAAGUGAGUACUGGCCAUCAAGGAAUUACAGCAUGGAGUACUAUUCUUACCCUCCUCCCCAAAUCUUCAGUGAUGAGAACCCUAAUGCUUGCUCUCUUAUGUGAUUUUUAGAUGUCUAAUAUGGUGGAUAUGGUGGUUAUAAGAUGUUAAACUGCAAGAGUACUUCUUUGUGGGAGGGUUUGGUGUUUUUUCCUUCUCUUAGUUGAGUUUUAAUUUUGUACAAUCAUCUUAUGUAUAAUGGGUUUUGUAAUAAGACAUGGAGUCAUAUGGAGGGUUACAGGAUGUAUGUCUGAAAUGGAUCAAACAGUUACUCUUUGUUUGUAUAUUGUUAGCACCCUAACUUUCUUUUACAUUGUUAGCACCCUAACCUGCGUCUAUAUUUAUGAGAUGAGAUUUAGAUA